AUGAUUGAUGUUUGCCCACUGCCGCAUCGCGACGGUCGGUUGAAGCCACGGCAUGUCCAGGCGUUAUUGUACUCCAACGUCGCCAGACAAAUCACGGCAUUUCAGCCUGGGCUGCACUACGACAUGCGAGUAUUGAAGGGCCUUCAAGUGCCCCGAUUCGACUCGCACGACUUGCUCGCGGCGUGGAUGCACGUCGACGCUGUCCUCGCUCCGUGGCUAGCCUUGCACAAGAUGUCGCGGCUCAAGCUUCUCUUUUCCUGCCUCCCACACUUAAAACACGUGGUUGCCAUUCACGCAGCUAUCACGGGCAACGUCCCGUUGCUGAAACAUUUGCAUUCGCAGUUGAAUGUCCUCAUGGUCACCCCAUACUACGUUGUCGACUUUGCCGCCUGGUCCGGCCAUUUCGACGCCCUCGUGUUUUUGUUAUCUAUUCGCCACCGUGGCAUGUCCGCACAUGCUUUGAGUCAGGCUGCGCGACACGGCUACGUCCAGAUUGUGCAAUUCUUGCUACGUCACCUCCACAGCCGUAGCCCGACUGCGGUGGUUGCCGCCGCCUCCAAUGGCCACCUCAACAUUGUUGAAUUGCUAUGCCCAGAUUAUCAAGACACCAUAGAUGACGAAGCCAUGGACGUUGCCGCGGCCGGCGGCCACCUCGACGUCGUCAAGUGGUUGUACAACCGAGGCAGUCGGUCGUGGCGCGCGCUGUCAGCCGCCGCAAAGCAUGGCCACACCCACGUGAUGGAGUAUCUCCUGGGUACAUCGCACAAGAAUUGGGGUCCCGUGUCCAUGGACAAUGCAGCAUCUAUGAAUUAUCUCGACGUGCUGCGGUGUUUGCAAAACCACCCCCAUGUUGCGAGCCAACACCGCGCGAUUGACGCAGCCGCCACCAAUGGGCAUUUUGAAGCUGUUCGAUUGCUGCACGACAUGAAACUCGCCAAAGCCUCGGUCAAAGCCAUGGACGAUGCAGCGUCCAGGGGAUGGCUCAACAUUGUUGCAUUUCUGCAUGAACACAACGCUGCAGGAUGUACUCUGGCCGCGAUGGACAACGCAGCUGCCCACGGCCACCUGGACGUAGUGAAGUAUUUGCACAAGCAUCGAAACGAGGGAUGCUCCACGGACGCGAUGGACUGGGCGGCAACUCGCGGUCAUUUGGACAUGGUACAGUUUCUGCACAAGCACCGCCACGAAGGAUGCACGACGGACGCGCUGGACGGAGCCGCCUCUCGUGGUCACUUGGACGUCGUCAAGUAUCUGCAUGCCCAUCGAAGCGAAGGAUUCACGGAUGUGGCUAUCGAUCGUGCGAGUUUGAACAACCACCCUGAAGUCGUGGAGUUCUUGGUUACGUGUGGCCGAGGCCGGGUAACGUCGUCGUGCGCGAUUGACGCUGCAGUGGCUCACGGCAACGACCACCUUGUGGAUAUUUUGUUGACCCACGGGCACCAUCCCUCUGUGAAUGCCUUGGAGUCGUGUGCAUGGUGCAACGAUGUGGAAAUGUUUGAAAAAAUAUAUCCGCUGGUGGAACCCAGUCAUGCCCGAGCCAACGCGGCUCUCGAAAUCGUGGCGUAUGCUGCAAGCGCGGGGCAUUUGACGUUGCUGCAAUCGGCGAUGCGACUCGGAUGCGUGACAACUCCCCCAGACCUGGCGCUUGUCGGCGCCGCUAAGCAUGGCCACUUGGAGGUGGUCAAGGUAUUAGCUCCACUUUAUCACCACCGCCCCAUGGCGGCUCUGGACGAAGCAGCCACUUGUGGGCAUGCCGACGUCGUGAAAUACCUCGACCACGUUGCGUUCCCGUGUACGUGUCGAGCGAUGGACGGUGCAGCGACUAACGGCCAUCUUCAUCUCUUAAAAUGGCUGGCCGCUCAUCGACAAGAAGGCUGGACGACCGAUGCAUUUGACGGAGCGUGCCGCAAUGGCCAUUUAAACGUUGUCCAGUGGCUGUACCCUCAGCGGCAGAUUGACAUCUCGCCCGAUGCAUUGACGUGGGCCGUCGACGCUAACUGUCUCAAGUUAGUCGAGUGGCUGACCUUAACUGGCCGUACGCAUUUCAACGUUUUGAACGCAAUGUCUUGCGCCGCCGCGAAUGGCUCGCUGCCCAUCUUAGCCCACCUCGUCGAAGUUUACUCGACUUGGUCCGAGAUGGAUGGAAUGGCAGUCAUUGCUGCCGCUGGCGGUCACUUGGACAUGGUCAAGUGGAUCCUGUCGAACUCGAAUCGACGAAAAUCUAUCGAGGAGGCCAUGAAGGCGGCCAAGCACGCACAACGACCCAUUGUCGUGUCGUAUUUGCACACGAUUUCUUCAGCAGAGACGCUGGACGACCAAGCGGUCGAUGACGAUGAGGCCGAAGAUGGGGACGAGGACAUUGUUGACGUGCACAGCGACACCAGCGAUGGCGGCGCACUACUUGAGCAAGCCAUGGAAUUGGCGGAUGACAGUUCCAGCGACGACGGGAUCGAAUCCGAGUACGAAGAGGAAUAAACGAGGAAGCAGCCUUUCGCCACUCGAUCUAUUGGGAUGCCGCGAGCUCAUGCGGCUGACUCCGUCGAUUCUCUGUAGGAGCGACCUUGACCCAUUGCAUUUUGCUUUCUGACAUGAAUGCUGAUGGUUGAAUCCGUGGACGUGGCUGUCCACACUUUGAAAUCGCCAUCCCGUGGACGUCUUCG
This is a messenger RNA of Aphanomyces invadans, 2660 nucleotides long. RefSeq lists its product as hypothetical. Bases 1 to 2475 code for a protein of 824 amino acids. The record is from RefSeq and is a predicted model, not a curated record. Lineage: Eukaryota; Oomycota; Saprolegniomycetes; Saprolegniales; Verrucalvaceae. Gene Ontology annotation, molecular function: protein binding. The transcript has a single exon.